AUGCCCGUCCCGCCGGUCGCCUCUCCAGUCACCGUUAUUGAGGAAAACAAAAGCUAUGCUGUGAAGUUGGAGUGUCCGAAUUGUCCUUUCUUCAUUAAGAACGCAGUGCCGAAGGAGACGUGCUCAUGGGAGGAGCUGGCUCCGUGUUCAUGGCGGGAGCAGAGCAACGCGCUGCUUGAUGUUGAAAAGGCUGCAGCCGCAAUCUCGACAUUGCGUGUGAACGGCGCUUCAGUGCUGCCGCUCGGUCCGAUGCCUCUCUUCGUCAACGCGUACCAAGUUGCCGACAACCUAACUCAGGAAGCUCUAGACAGCAUCGUGCGAGCAGGCAUGCUGGACUCUGACUUCAAGGGCGACACGGACUACUCGGUCACUCCUGCCUUGCAAUACGAGCACACUCUCCUCAAGACCAAGACGCCUGGCGAGUGGUACGUUCAGCUGGAUCUGACAGGGAUGCAGUACGGCAUGUAUCCUGAGCCGCUGCACUUCGACCUCGACCGCAGACUCGUCCAGAUUCUGGUCAAAGAGCAGAAUAUCGAGAACGAGGAAGGCCACUCGCUGUCCAUCGAAGACAUCCAGAUCGUUGAGCGAUCUCAACGCGCUCAGCCGAUCAAGAUGAAGUGCGGCAAGCUGGCCAUGGUAAAAACCUCUUUCGAUCCCAAUGAGUGGGACAGGUACGGCAGGCUUGGCUCCUGGUCGCGAUUCUGGAACAUGGUUUCUGUUGAGAUCGCGCAGUAUUGGUCCGACAACAUCCAGCACAAUGCGCUCGCUCUGCCGCUGGCUCUGAUGUUUGCGUUUGUCGUCUUCUUCGCCCGGAUCUGGUUCCAGAGGCGGCAGCAGGACAAGACUAUGGAUGCUGAGUAUGCUCUGCUGGACUGUGACCAUGAUGACCUGCCUCCAGCGUACGCAAACAUCCCAAUCAUCAAGAUUGAGGAUUACGAAUGA
Molecule: messenger RNA, 942 nt
Organism: Didymella exigua CBS 183.55
Lineage: Eukaryota; Fungi; Ascomycota; Dothideomycetes; Pleosporales; Didymellaceae
Exons: 2
Coding region: 1-942 (313 amino acids)
Source: RefSeq, a predicted model, not a curated record